This is a messenger RNA of Ustilaginoidea virens, 1593 nucleotides long. RefSeq lists its product as uncharacterized. Bases 1 to 1593 code for a protein of 530 amino acids. The transcript has a single exon. Lineage: Eukaryota; Fungi; Ascomycota; Sordariomycetes; Hypocreales; Clavicipitaceae. The record is from RefSeq and is a predicted model, not a curated record. Gene Ontology annotation, molecular function: oxidoreductase activity; FAD binding.
AUGGAUCCCGACGCCGCGCCCGACUUCCAGGGCAACCAGUUCUCGCCGGGCACCGCGUCCUACCGCCGCGCCAACGACCUGUACGCGAGCUCGACGUACGGCGCCGAGCGCGACCUGAACCCCGGGCGGAUCCUCCAGCCCACCGGCAUCGAGGACAUCCAGAGCGCCGUGCGCCACGCCCGCCGCGCCGGCAGGCCCAUCGCCGUCCGGACCGGCGGCCACCAGUACAGCGGGGCCUCGUCGACCGGCCCCCACGGCAUCCAGCUGGACCUGAAGCCGACGUUUCGCCGCCCCCGGCUGGACCUCCGCCUCCUCCGCGACCCGGGCGGCAGCGGCAAGGUGUACCUCCGGUCGAGCGUCAGCUGGACCCUGGCCGAGGUCUACGACUUCCUCCUCGACAACGGCGUCUUCAUGCCCACGGGCCAGUGCACCACCGUCUGCCUCGGCGGCCACGUCCAGACGGGCGGCCACGGCAUGCUGGCCCGGUCGUUUGGCCUGCUGGGCGACUACGUGCGCGAGCUCGACAUUGUCGACCACGAGGGCCGCGUCGCCACGGUGACGAGGGAGCGCGACCCGGACCUGUUCUUCGGCCUGCUCGGCGGCAGCCCCGGCAGCAUGGGCGUCGUGACGCACCUCACCGUCGAGGUGCAGGACGACCUGAAGCACCAGGGCUCCCGGGGCCUGUGGAUGGCCUUCCGCUACCGGCGGGACACGCUCGAGGCCCUGCUCGACAUCCUGGUCGCCAAGGCCGAGGACCCGGGCUUCCCGCGCAACUACGACCUGACCGUCAACGUCGUCAGCCGCCAGGCCAACCUGCUGGACCUGUUCCCCGGCUCCGAGGACGAGCUCAAGGCCCGGCUGCCCGACAGCAUCCACGACGGCAAGGACAACAUCGCCGACCUGCUCAAGUUCAAGUACGCCCUCGUCGUCGUCUACGCCCAGUACGUCCGGCUCGACGGCGGCGGCGGCGGCGUCCCCUUCUCGCCCGGCGACCUCUUCGACCCCAUCAGGCGGGUCCCGCACGACCUCGCCUUCGGCAAGGAGUCGCCCGACGGCGCGCCCAUGUCCCGCGUCGCCGCCAUGUGGCUGUUCCGCAGCCCCCGCGAGUUCCCCUACCCGUACGUCAAGCGCACCAACACCACGCGCUCGACGGCGCUCUCCCGCGCCGGCUGGGCGUCCUGGUUCGCCGGCCGCGUCGACGAGGUCGUCGCCCGCAGGGGCAACGGGCUCUGGGUCUCGUCCCAGCUGCAGCUGACGGGCGGCGCGGACUCCAUGUUCCGCCGGAACGCGGGCAACGGCACCGCCUACAGCUGGAGAGACUCCACCGUCGCCGGCACCUGGGACGUCUUCUACCGCGCCGACGCCGCCGACGCGGCCAGGGCGUGGCAGGACGAGAACGACAGGGGCGCCCUGGCGCGCUUCAGCAGCCAGGACCGCCGGCUCCUGUGGGGCUCGUACGGCGACUGGGACAUGAGCGCCGUCUGGCCGCGCUACUACGAUGCCGCGACGUACGAGAAGCUGCGCGAGGUCAGGAAGAAGGCCGAUCCCGAGGGCGUCUUUACCGCCAACCCGUUUUGCGUGCCGCCCGCGUAA